Messenger RNA from Pipistrellus kuhlii (Kuhl's pipistrelle), 1125 nucleotides. RefSeq names its product occludin/ELL domain containing 1 (gene OCEL1). Gene Ontology annotation, biological process: bicellular tight junction assembly. Gene Ontology annotation, cellular component: apical plasma membrane; cytoplasmic vesicle; bicellular tight junction. Lineage: Eukaryota; Metazoa; Chordata; Mammalia; Chiroptera; Vespertilionidae. The transcript has 6 exons. The coding region runs from base 248 to 859 and encodes 203 amino acids. The record is from RefSeq and is a predicted model, not a curated record.
UCGCCACAAGCCCCGCCCCGCCCGCAAGCCCCGCCCCCGCCCGGCGGAGCGCCCCCACCAGUUGGGUCCAACCCGCAGUUAAGGCAUAAUUCGUCCUCGGGCUGCGCAGAGAGGGGACCCAAGCCCCGAGCUCCGGACGCUGGGACAGGCCGCCCGCAGACCACCCCCGCCCCGUGCGGGCCACCACGCCCCCCGCAGGACCCGCCCGUCGGCCUCGGGGCGCCCCAGCGGCUCCUUCCCGAGGUCCAUGCCCACCCGGGAGCCCCCCCACGCCCACGGCUCCCGGGGGGACCUGCAGUUCCGCCCGCCUGGCCCAGGGCCUCCGCCUGGUUCAUUUGGAACCAGCGUCCGCUGUUCUCUGUGCCAACCGCAGCCAGGAGCUCACAGGGCACGGCCCAAGAAGAUCGUAUUUGAGGAUGAACUGCCCUCCCGGCCCCGCCCCGGCACCAAGAAGCCUGUUGAAUCCAUCCCUGGGGAGCAUAUGCCUAGGCCCCACCCGGUGCCCGACUAUGAGCUCAGUAAGUACCCGCCAGUGAGCAGUGAGAGGGAACGGAGCUGCUACGCCGCGGUGUUCCAGGACCAGUAUUCCGAGUUCUUGGAGCUCCAGCAGGAGUUGCGCUCCACACAGGCUAAGCUCCAGCAGCUGGAAGCCCUGCUGACCUCACUGCCCCCACCCCACAGCCAGGAGGCUCAGGUAGCCGCCAGAGUCUGGAGAGAAUUUGAGAAGAAGCGGACGGACCCCGGCUUUCUGGACAAACAGGCUCGCUGCCGUUACCUGAAGGGAAAACUGAGGCACCUCAAGGCGCAGAUCCAGAAAUUCGACAACCGAGAAGACAGCGAGGGCUCUGUGUACUUCUGAGCAUCUUGUCUGUCUGGUGGGAGGAGGGCCGGUCCCACUUGCCCUCACUCCUCUUUCUACCUCCCAGGCUUAGUUCCUGCUCUGUCCUGGCCUAGGGUAGCCUUCCCUGGCUGCAAAUGCCUCAGGCUCUGAGGCUUUGUCCUGAUGACCCCCUGUUCCAGGAAUUCUUCCCAGGACCCUAGCCCUGACCCCAUGGGGACCCUAGAUCUCAGCUCACCCGCAGGUCCUGUCUCCAAUCCCAAUGGAAUAAACAUUUCUCAAAUAUA